GCAACAGCAGCGGCGGCGCUCGGCGCUGCACUGAGCAGGGCCGGCCGGGAUGCCUCUCCCUGCCUCCCCGCAGCCCGCUCCGGGCCCCGCCCGGCCCGUCGCCGUGACCGAGACCGGGCUCCUGGGGACCCCCGUGAAAAUCCCGCCGCACGGCUGCAAUAGCGGGGCGCUGCUGGGCAGGCUCGGGGUGCUCGUCCAAGCCCUGCUGGCCGCGGCGGCUUUCAGCACCCUGAUGUUAAAGCGCUUUCAGGAGCCAAAAGAAGAGAGGCGUCCCUGGAGGAUCUGGUUUUAUGAUACCUCCAAGCAAGCAAUAGGUGCCCUCUUCAUCCACUUUGCUAAUGUUUUCCUGUCUGGUCAUACUGCAGAAGAUCCCUGCUCUCUCUACCUAAUGAAUUUCAUCCUCGAUGCCACACUGGGGAUGCUGCUGAUCUGGUUCGGUGUGAAGGUUGUCUCCUGGGUUGUGGAGCAUCGGAAGUACACAUGCCUAGUCUUUGGAGAGUAUGGUGACCCUCCACAAGCUGCUGCCUGGAUUGGCCAGUGCAUCCUCUACUUGCUGAUAAUGGUCUUUGAGAAGACUGUGGUAAGCCUUGCCCUGUUCAUCCCUGGCUGGACAAAGCUUCAGGAGAUUUUACUGGAUUAUAUCCCAGACCCUCAGCUAGAGCUCGUCCUGGUCAUGUUCAUUGUGCCUUUUACAGUUAAUGCUGUUAUGUUCUGGGUUGUGGACAGUUUGAUCAUGAGGAAGCAUAAGCAGACGGACAGCCUUGAAGGCAGCAGGUCCAUAGAAAACCCCGUGAGGAAUGAAGAAUCCCAGGCGUUGCUCUGUCCUGACUUGGAUUUUGAUCAGUCUGAAAGUGACGAAGACAUCUCAGGACUCCAAGGAUCCAGCCAGAAAACGAGACAGCCAGGCUAUCAGGUGGUAGUUUAAUAGCGACUUCAAACUGAGCCAAGUGGAGAGAGUUCCAACCAAGAAAACAGCAAUAGAGACUUUUGUAGAAAACUGGACUUUGAUCUGAUGUUAGAAGCUGGGGUGGGGAUGCUAGUUUAUUGCACAGUUAAAUGGAGAUCACAUGCUGGGAUCAGACAGCAGCCUUUGCAUUUAUUUUCCUGAUGGCAUUUCUGUACCUUCUGCAUUCUUGUUGCCCAGUGUGGUGGCUGGCUCUACGUACACCGUUAACUCCUGCUGUACCUGUAUUUGUCUCUAAACUGGACACUCCUAAUCAUAUCAUGGUUAGGACUGUGCAGUUAUAUUUCUGUGGCUGGCCAGCUGGCUAUAGAGUUUGUCAGGAUGGUAGCAUAAGUCAAAAUACUAGAUCUUUUAAUAGGAUUUAUGAUUUAUCUUGUACUAAUUGUACCAUGACACUUUCUGUAUGCACAGCUUGCUCGUAAAUAACUCACUUGUAAAAAGUAUUUAAAAAUGUCUUUGGGGCUGGCCUGAUCGUUCCACUGAAUCUGCCUUUUUUACUGUUUUAUAGGGAUUGUAAUAAAAGUUUGACUUAAAGUUG
Malaclemys terrapin pileata is the source of this 1502-nucleotide messenger RNA. Its product is annotated as store-operated calcium entry regulator STIMATE-like. Lineage: Eukaryota; Metazoa; Chordata; Testudines; Emydidae. Gene Ontology annotation, cellular component: membrane. The record is from RefSeq and is a predicted model, not a curated record. The transcript is spliced from 8 exons. Bases 50 to 925 code for a protein of 291 amino acids.